This is a messenger RNA of Nerophis lumbriciformis (worm pipefish), 2730 nucleotides long. NCBI's taxonomy places the organism in Eukaryota, Metazoa, Chordata, Actinopteri, Syngnathiformes, Syngnathidae. The record is from RefSeq and is a predicted model, not a curated record.
AUGGCAAGUGAAAGCCCUGCCCCCGGCACAAAAAAGCACAGGCGGCGAGGAAAAAAACACCGGAGGAUUCGCACUGAGGAGACCCGCUCUGAUGACUUAUGUGACAAGCCAAUACCGCAGACGCAGGAAGACGACUUCACUCCCAGCAAAGCCCCACCUCAACAAAGUACAUGUAGUGAAGCCCAAGAAGUAGCCCCCAACUCUGUGCAUAAAUACUCUCCUGACUGGGACCCCCAAAAUAUAGAUUUUCCAAUUUCCCCUUUUACAUCACCUCAGUGUCCUAAAGAUGUACCUAGCAGUGCCAAGCUCCUCCCUUUCACCCCCGUGACAGUGACACACAUAAGCCAGCCACUUCCUAUAGCACCUAAAAGCCCUGCCCAGAGCCAGCCACUUACUGUCCCAGCUCAGACUUCCAUCCACAGCAAAUCGCUUCCUGUUUCACCUGAGGGGAAGCAUUUACUUCCUGUCCCAUUUCAGAGCCCCUUCCACAAUCAGUCAUUUCCUGACCUAGGUCAGGGCCCCACCAACAGCCAGUCACUUCCUGUCCAAGCUCAUAACGCUGCCUACAGCCAGCCACCUUCUGACCUUGAUCAAGGUCUUUCCAAUGUCAAACCCCUUCCUGUCUCACCUCAGAGCAGGGAUUUUCUUCCUGUACUAUUUCAGAACCCUUGCCAAAGCCAUUCAGUUCCCGGCCUAUCUGAGAGCCCAUCCAUCAACCAGUCUCUUGCUGUUUCAUCUCAGAUUCCCACCCACACACAGUCACUUCCUUUCUCUUCUCAAAGCCUCACCCAUAGCACAAGCCAAUCACCAUCAAGAGUCAGUAUGGAAAUGCAGUAUGAUUUGUCUGCUUGGACUCAUUUAACAUUUGAAAAAUCUAAAACUUCUGUAGCAACAACCGAAGGUGCCACCUUGCCCCCAGCUAAAGCUUCUAUUACACCUCCAUUAAGCCCCUCCCAUCCAGAGCCACUACUGCUCCCCUCUAGGACGUUUACCACCAGUGUUUCUUCCUCUAACCUCUACUCCCCUCUUUGCUGCUCCGCCACCUUCCCUUCAAACGUGAACCCAACCGCUUCAACUUCUGUGAUGUCCACAGUGCCACUGCGCACUUCCAUGCCACCACUGGCCCACAUGAGUCCCCGACCUACAGAGUUAACUCUACCACCUGCACAGCUUCUAGGCUCAGAUGAUGAAGAGCAGGAAGACCCAUCAGAUUACUGCAAAGGUGGUUACUACCCAGUUGCCAUUGGUGACCUCUUUAAUGGGAGAUACCAUGUAGUCCGUAAACUUGGCUGGGGACAUUUCUCAACUGUCUGGCUCUGCUGGGACCUGCAGAAGAAACGCUUUGUGGCAUUGAAGGUGGUGAAGAGUGCACCCCAUUACACGGAGACAGCGCUGGAUGAGAUCAAACUGCUCAGAUGUGUGAGAGACAGUGAUCCCACUGAUCCCAACAGAGAAAUGAUUGUCCAACUGAUUGAUGACUUCAAGAUUUCUGGGGUCAACGGUGUGCAUGUAUGUAUGGUCCUGGAGGUUCUUGGUCAUCAGCUGUUGAAAUGGAUCAUCAGAUCAAACUACAUGGGUCUUCCGCUGGUAUGCGUCAAAAGCAUCAUUAGACAGGUGUUACAGGGUCUGGACUACCUACACACAAAGUGUAAAAUAAUCCAUACAGACAUAAAACCAGAGAACAUCUUGUUAGAUGUGGAUGAGGUGUACAUCAGGAGGCUGGCUGCGGAGGCCACCAUCUGGCAGAGAGCAGGAGCCCCGCCACCUUCUGGGUCAUCAGUCAGCACAGCUCCCAGGGACAUCCAGGUGGGUAAAAUAUCCAAAAACAAGAAGAAAAAAUUGAAGAGAAAAGCGAAGCGGCAAGAGAAACUGUUAGAGGAGAGACUAGUGGACAUUCAGGUACAUGAGAGGAUUCAUAGCAUUAGAAUGGAUGAAGAAAACUGCACACGCACUAACUCCCCUCCAGUCGUCAAUGGCAACGCUUCCUGCAAUGCAACCAUUGACAAAGUGAGCCCAAUGUCAUCUUGUUCCCGGUUGGAGGACAAUUGUAAUGGCCACGGUCCCGGGCGGUUUUCCAGUCCUGCCUCUGCUGUCUCGGGGUUCUCCAGCUCCGUAAUCUCAGCCACGUCAGAAUCGACACUUUCCACACAGUCAGGAUACUCCAGUGGACAAGACUUGUUUAGCGCGACAGACUUUGUCCUCAGUCCCCUUGACCCUCACAACGCUGACAAGCUGCGAGUGAAGAUUGCUGAUCUGGGAAAUGCUUGCUGGGUGCACAAGCAUUUCACUGAAGACAUUCAGACAAGACAAUACCGAGCCCUUGAGGUUCUGAUUGGAGCAGAGUAUGGACCACCGGCUGAUAUCUGGAGCACCGCCUGCAUGGCGUUUGAGUUGGCCACUGGCGAUUAUUUAUUUGAACCUCAUUCAGGCGAAGAUUACACCAGAGAUGAAGAUCACAUCGCUCACAUUAUUGAGCUUCUGGGUGCCAUCCCUUUGCCUUUUGCCUUGUCCGGCAGAUACUCCAGAGAAUAUUUUAACAGAAGAGGUGACCUGCGCCACAUCUCUAGCCUGAAGCCAUGGGCUCUGUUUGAGGUCCUCCUAGAAAAGUAUGAGUGGCCGUUAGACCAGGCUGCUCAAUUCAGUGACUUCCUGUCAAGCAUGUUGGAGCUGGAGCCAGAUCGCAGGGCGACCGCCGCCGAGUGUCUGCGUCAUGCCUGGCUUCGGUCAUGA